GCACAUAACCUGUUCGCAAGUGCGUGACGCCUCGGUUAUAGACCGAAUAUUUUUUGCUUUGGCCUAAGCAGGAGGAAAUCUACCAGUGUUCGGUGUGAUGACCGACUAAAGUCGAACGCUAGAACAGCCCCUGUAUCUGUAGGAUUCUUAACUUUGACCAGUCGGGAUUAAAUCUCUUCCAUCAGCAGAUCAGAACUACUGUCGACUCGCGAGCUGUCGAACAUUGAAUCGCCAAAAGAGAUAGUAUACAUAAGACGAGAUCGCGGACAUCCUACUGUGGAAGGUAAAGACUCGCUGAGAAGUAGCAGGACAAAUCUUGACAUUUGUAAGGGCGAGCACACAAUGGCCACAAGUUCUGGGGCACCCCCGGCCGGACCCUCUCGUCCUCGCGUCCCCACCCCAGCCAAAGAUACCAAACCUAAACCCACCAAAAACAACAGUACCAGCGCUCGCAGACUACAGAGAGAAUUAGCUGAAUUAACUUUAGACCCCCCUCCAAAUGUGAGUGCUGGACCAAAAGGGGAUAACCUUUACGAGUGGGUAUCCACUAUUCUAGGACCAAAGGGAACCGUGUACGAAGGGGGCGUGUUUUUCCUGGAUAUUAGCUUUUCCACAGACUACCCAUUUAAACCUCCAAAGUUGGUGUUCAAGACCCGCAUCUAUCACUGCAACAUCAACAGCCAGGGACAUAUCUGUCUGGAUGUCCUGAAGGACCAGUGGAGCCCCGCCCUCACCAUCUCCAAGGUCCUCCUGUCAGUGACCAGUCUACUGGCCGACUGUAACCCCCACGACCCCCUGGUGGGCUCCAUAGCCCAGCAGUACCUGUCCAACCGGGAGGAGCAUGACAAGAUGGCGCGCCAGUGGACCAAGAGAUUUGCUAUGUGAUAAGGUCGUCCUAGGAUUGUGAUAAUUUAAGUGUAUUGUAUGGAUGCUGUUUGGUUGGACGAUAGAGUACCAGUGCUGGUAAUGUGACCUGCCAUAAUUAAUGUAUACUCGCCAUUUUUUAACUGAGGAGGAAAGAGUUUGUUAUGUGUGUAUGAAAUUUAUAUUAAUUCCACAUAGGUUGUAACUGUACUUAAUAUUACUAGUGUACAUUAUGAUGCAAGUUGUUACUUAAUAGUGUUUCAUUAAGUUUCAAGGGGUGGGAAACUUUGAAUUAAAUGAUAUUUUAUAAUUUAAAGACAAGGAAAACUUAAUUGUAUGUUGAAAUGUUUGAUCUAUUGACAAAAUGCAUGUUAUUAAUACUAGAUACUGUAUGGGCUUACUCAUGUGAAAAAUAACUACAUGUUUUUGUGAGUGUAUCAUGUAUGCUUAUAAAAUUACAGAGAACUUUAAGUGAUCUUUAAUUGAGAUGUUUUUUUUUCAAGUUGAGUAUUUAAAGAGAGAGAGAGAGAGAGAGAGAGAGAGAGAGAGAGAGAGAGAGAGAGAGAGAGAGAGAGAGAGAGAGAGAGAGAGAGAGACUAUAUGUACCUUGUGUGUACCUAAUGUAUAUGUUUCAUAAUUUUUUAUAAUGUAAAAAUUUUCAUAAGUAUUGUAAAUUCCUUAUAGUACAUGAGUACUUAAUUCUGCAUUUCAGCUGCUUUGCAUCAUACAGCCAGAACAUAAAAUCAUCAACCUCAAAUUUUUAUCAAAGGUUAAUUCAUUUAGUUUACAUCUAUCUGAAAAAUAAAAGCAAGAUUUUAAAAUCCACGAAAUGUGCUUCUCAUGGUUGCUGCUUUUUGGCAGAUGUUGAUUCCUCACAUUUAAUUAGGAAACUAAAGUAUCAUUUAAUGAUUACAUAUGUAUGAAGCAAUCAUAUGACCCAUUUCUGUUUAAGAGCACGGACAUAAAAUGAUGUGAUUUACGUAAUUAAUACACUUGUGUGAUUGGAGCUGUUGGUGCCGUUGUCAGUACUAGGAAGUGAUUGCUGUUGAGGGAGAGAAAGAAAAAGAGAAAGAGAAAGACACUAGAAAUUGUUUUGCAGAGUAUUGAAAGAAUUAGUUGUAGGAAUUGGAUUUCAUGUUAAUGAUUACUAUGUUGUAGUUUCUGUAAUGAUAUGAAUAUUAAAAUGAAUAAAAUAAAA
Molecule: messenger RNA, 2062 nt
Organism: Magallana angulata
Lineage: Eukaryota; Metazoa; Mollusca; Bivalvia; Ostreida; Ostreidae
Product: ubiquitin-conjugating enzyme E2 E3-like
Exons: 5
Coding region: 343-885 (180 amino acids)
Biological process (GO): protein polyubiquitination
Cellular component (GO): nucleus
Molecular function (GO): ubiquitin conjugating enzyme activity
Source: RefSeq, a predicted model, not a curated record